Molecule: messenger RNA, 609 nt
Organism: Rhinocladiella mackenziei CBS 650.93
Lineage: Eukaryota; Fungi; Ascomycota; Eurotiomycetes; Chaetothyriales; Herpotrichiellaceae
Exons: 1
Coding region: 1-609 (202 amino acids)
Source: RefSeq, a predicted model, not a curated record
AUGGCAGAGGAAAUAAUCGCGCCUUCGCUCUCGGCGGCGCCAAAUGGCGCACCCUCUCCUGAAGAGAGCAAAGACCUACCUCAACCUCAAGGCUCCACAGCACCAGCACAACCUCCGCCUACUCUUGUUGACAAUGCAAUGGAUACCAAUACUUCACCCACCAUAGUGACUACCGUCCCUGCACCUGUAGUGUCCACAACCGGUCCUGUACCUCUCGACUCCCCUCUCCGUACUGUCCCCAUCCACCCUUCGCUCCCAUCUGUCAAAGUCCCCACUACAUCCAAGACCACUGAACCCAACACGAAUCCUGUCACCUUACAACCCUUCACCGAGGCCGAACUAGCGAAGUACGGCUUUGAGAAGUUACGCGCACAGAUCGUUGGAGCGGCGGGGAAAGAUUCCAGCAGAAAUCGUGAGAGAUUAUUGGGCGAGAAAGAAAAACAUGAAAUCGAGCGGAUGCGUGAAGAGACAGCGAUGGUUUUGAAAGCGAAAAUGGAGGAACGAGAGACGAGAAUUCGAGAAGUUGAGCGGGAAAAGGAGGAAAAGGAGAAGAUCCGCGAAGUGGAGAGGAAAGUGUUUAGGAAGAAGUUGGGCGCGAAGGAUGUAUGA